AUGGACGCGGUAGGGCAGCAACUCAACACUCCCGAUUGCAAAUCACUGCUUUCGCGAUUCGUCAGUCGAAACCGUCAUUUCGGUCGACCGACGUACAAUCCGUUUGAAGAGCUACGUAUAAAUCGUUAUUUCUAUCGCGGUCACGUGACUGUUGGCGAGCGGUCUUUCACGAGUCGGUCGUUUCAUCCUCGGAAGAAAGAUGCGGAGCAGGAUGCUGCUUAUGAGGCUAUGAAAGUUUUGUGCCCUCAAAUGCUUGGCGAGAGAAAAAUUUCGAUGCCGUAUGUCAGCAAGGACAGUUUUUUGGUGGAAUCGCAGGAGUAUAAACGUAUUCAGGAUUCUAUACGAGGAGAAGAAGGUAAGAAAAAAGGUUGGAUGCUGCUUCGAUUCGACAACUCACAAACACCACAACAAGACUCCACACAAUAUACCACACCAGCCAUUACACCCCUACCUCCAGUUACACCCCUACCUCCAGUUACACCCCUACCUCCAGUUACACCCCUACCUUCAGUUACACCCCUACCUCACGUUUAUCCACAACUUCUGCAGGAAGGUAUCAACAAUCAGUUCUAUGUGCCAUACAAUUCCCAAACCUACCCUGCCAUGCCAAUGUAUGGCAAUUACGACCAAAGAUCAACCGGUUUUCAUCAAAACCAGAGUGUCACAGUUUCGUAUGCAGACGAUGUUGAAUUAGACGAACUGCAGAGUUUGAAUGCAAUGACUGCAGCUACAAAUGCUAUAAAAACUGGCUAUUCUCUCGUAUCGGCACAUUUUUCACCACAAGCCGCAGUGGAGUAUUCAGUUGCAUCUCAAUGUGUGGUUCCCGAGGCUCGCCCUAUGAGUUUGCCAUAUGCAAUGGCAACAGACUUUAGUACUUAUCAAGGACAACAUUUGUUCUAUGGACAGAGGAAGAAGCAGCCUCUAAUGUCACCACCGCUUGUUGAAUCUCGACAAUCUCACCCUCCUCCCAUGAUGUCUCCACCUUCUGUAACGUCUCCACCUGCUGCAUCAUCGACAGCUUCGUCAACUGGUUCAAACUCUGUUCAGAUGAUUGAAAGAUCCGUGUCUCCACCACCUUACAACGAGCCUCCUCUUGAGCCCAUUUCUCUGUACAAAGUGCGACUGCAGGAGAUCUUACACACAACUCGUUCUCGUGGUCCCGAGUAUGUAAGCUUGAAUGUCGACGGCGGGUUUACAUGUUCGGUUGUCUUAUGUGGUCAAGAGUUUUGUACAAGCAAAGCUUACAAGAACAAGAAGUUGGGACAUUAUGCUGUAGCGUAUGAAGCUCUACGAUGGUUAGAGGGAAGUCAUAAUAGUAAACUACGGCUUUAUAAUGAGGGAAGGUUAUCUACGUGUCAGUUGGUUGAGAGCGGUGGCCGCAUGGUUCUUGAGACGAGGAAGAGGAAGCGUAGUUUUGCAGGAGAUACUCCAUUUGCGAAGAGGUUGAGAAAUGAUGCAAUGCUUCAGCCAUUUCCAUCGAUUAUACCACGAGAUUUGACAGUGGUUGAAAUCUGGACUGAAAGAAAGUGUGUCUGUUUGGUUGGAAAUGACCUCGUCUCCAUACCUUUGUAUUGCCAUGAUUUGGAUGGCAAAUGUUCUCUCUACAACAAGUCAAGUGGACAACAUGUUGUAUUACAGCCAGGUCAUCGUGUGAUCGGAUUGAAUGGUUAUGUGACAGUGUAUGGCGGUCAUGUGGAGCUUGUGGCCAGUGACUGUGAGAACGUUGAAGACGCAGCACCAAACGAUCGUGUUCUCGUCAGCUGUGGAGUAGUUCUCAUACAUCAAAGUAUACCCAAUGGUGCUGCUGGGCCUGUACAUCAAGUGCUGUUGAAAAGAUAUCACAAGUCUUUACCAUUUAUUGAAUUGCUUGGCUUUUUGGGUCAGUUCUUUCGUCGUCUUCUUAACUUCAAAGGCUCGAUUCACGACAGUAUGGAGCAGGUUCAGACUCUUGCAGAGAGAUGUGUGUUUUGGCAGCAAGACGAGGUAGAGGCUAUAAGUAGAAUGGACAUGGCUGCUGCAUUUGAGAGCAAUGUCGUGUCAUUUGAUGAUCGGUGGCAACAAUAUCUGGUUGAACCUCUGUGUAAAGAACUGCAGUUUUUACAGACAAUGGCUGGUGAGGAAUUACAGAGGCGAGCAACAGCCAACAAUCAAACGAAGCAUAAGACCAUACAAUGGGGUUUACCAAAGGGAAACUUCAGACACAGAAAACUGUCAGGUGGCCUUUACAUUGAGUCACCAUUGCUUUGUGCUUUGAGGGAAUUGAAAGAGGAGACGGGCCUUGACGUAGGCAUCGAACAGCUUUUCAAUGCCCCGAGUGUGAUUAUUCACAAGCCGAGUGUCGAUGGAAGACCAUUCAUCCAUCAGGCUGUUGAAAUGUAUUGUUUGUGUGUGUUGCCUCACGUAGAUGGCUGUCAUGAACCUCCAGCAGCGAAAGGUGGGCAUCACGAGGAAUGCUGCUGGUUGCAAAUUGAUGAGGCGAGACGAGUUUGUGCUGCUUAUGACAGAGUUGCGGCUACACAGGAAUGUAGGCAACUUCUAGCUGAGUUGCCACAAUUGGGUGGUUUUACUAGCUGAUAUUUGUAUGGAGAUGGUUUGGAUGUAACGGUUUUAGAGUUGUACAUGUUUUGGUUUGUGUGUUAAGAUUGUGUAUUUAUUAACUAUA
Messenger RNA from Corticium candelabrum, 2662 nucleotides. RefSeq lists its product as uncharacterized. The transcript has 9 exons. The record is from RefSeq and is a predicted model, not a curated record. NCBI's taxonomy places the organism in Eukaryota, Metazoa, Porifera, Homoscleromorpha, Homosclerophorida, Plakinidae. Bases 1 to 2574 code for a protein of 857 amino acids.